Messenger RNA from Aspergillus eucalypticola CBS 122712, 809 nucleotides. Its product is annotated as ribonuclease P Rpr2/Rpp21/SNM1 subunit. The record is from RefSeq and is a predicted model, not a curated record. The coding region runs from base 65 to 664 and encodes 199 amino acids. Lineage: Eukaryota; Fungi; Ascomycota; Eurotiomycetes; Eurotiales; Aspergillaceae. The transcript has a single exon. Gene Ontology annotation, biological process: RNA processing.
GCAGGUUCGGUCUUCAAAUAUCUUCACAACCGAUCUAGAUACUUGAGAUUGCCAUCACUCAAACAUGCCCCUUAGUGAUCAUGCGCCCCGGUUGGAGUUCCUCAAGGGCACCGCCAGCGCUCUCAAUGCUCUCAGUCCAUCAACAGCGGCCUACUUGAUGACCGUUCACAACGGCAUUCUCCGUGAUGAAUUCAAGCCAUUAAAUCAGCGGCUCCAAGAGACAUCUUGCGGUGCAUGUGGCAGUGUCAGGAGCCCGCAGUGGACCAAGAAUAUCGUCAUCCAGAAGAAAAAAGGCAAGCAGUCGAACGCAGGCAGAGCGAACAAGGCAAGCUCUGAUGGAGCUACAAUCUUAAAAUGUCUCCGUUGCCGGCGACGGACCAUCAAGCCAGUGCGCAAGGAUGCAGCUCGUCCUGCACUACCACCAAAAGUUACUUCUACAGCGGCAUCUACGCCUGACAUUCAAUCACCUACAGCUACAACGCCCCAGUCCGAACCGGCCACCGAAUCAGCGGAUUCCAGCCGGGUGAAUAAAGCGGCCGACAAUGCCAACAGCAAAAAGCGGGCCAAGGCUCGCAAGCAAGGUGGACUGCAGGCCUUGAUGGCAUCCAAGCAACAAUCCCGCAGCAAUUCAUCCUCACUUGAUCUCUUUGACUUCCUUCAGUAGUGAAGACGACUGCAAAAUAUCCAAUUCCCUGCUGCUUUUGCUUUCACUGUCACGCAGUGCCAAGACCGGAGUCUCGGCAGUUUCCUCCGAGAUGGAUUGGGCCUAGCGCGGGGUCACGCUAUCGGAGCUUCCAAAGAGCUGCGGC